Malassezia restricta is the source of this 1503-nucleotide messenger RNA. RefSeq names its product CCR4-NOT transcription complex subunit 2. The coding region runs from base 1 to 1503 and encodes 500 amino acids. Gene Ontology annotation, biological process: nuclear-transcribed mRNA poly(A) tail shortening; regulation of DNA-templated transcription. NCBI's taxonomy places the organism in Eukaryota, Fungi, Basidiomycota, Malasseziomycetes, Malasseziales, Malasseziaceae. The transcript has a single exon. The record is from RefSeq and is a predicted model, not a curated record. Gene Ontology annotation, cellular component: P-body; CCR4-NOT core complex.
AUGCCUCUGCGCUCAACACACGGCGCAACUAGUGGUGUGAUGGGCUCAAGCAGACCUGCUUCUGAGGCCCCGACACAGUCAAUGGGUUUUGCGAGCGCCGCGAGCUUGUCAGCGACGCAUCCUGGAUAUGCUUCUGCUGCCAUGUCCAAUGCUCCAGGACUCGACCUCGCAGACUUUCCCGCGCUAGGAUCGCAGGCACCGCAGUCUUCUACCACAAACUCUUCGAAUGCUAGUGGUAUGUUUUCGACAUACGCAAGUCAUGCUGGUACAGGUGCUUCGAGUUCGCCCAUGAUGAUGUCUCGGGGGGGCGCACCGUUUAGCCAGGAAGACUUUCCGACGCUUCAUCGUGCCCAUGCAGCAGCGGCAGCGGCAGCACAGGAUUCGCGCAGCACACACACAGGCAUGUCAUAUGGGCCUGAGCAAAGUGCUCCUUCUUGGCAGCAGGAUCCACAGUCAGGGGCAUCACUCGCACAGGAUCUUCGAAAGCAGGGACUGCACGCCCCAUCUCCGGCGAACCAAAGUACCGCCUCCAUGGUCACGGCCGGUGCGCCAAACACUGCGCAAUCGCAAGGUAUGUGGAUGCAGUCGUACGGCUCGCAGCCCCAAUUCAAUCGGAUAAAUCUCGCACGCAUGCCUCAUGACAAUGCGACGGGUGCAGACGGCUCGCAUGCAGCUGUUUUAAGCGCACUCAAUUCAAAUCACGAUGCCAUGCAACGCACAAAGGUAUCGAAUUCUGCCUAUGGCACUGAAUCGGCACACUUGCCAAUCCACCAAGUCCUUACCUCGCCCGUGGACCGCUUUGGGCUCGUGGGCCUUGUGGGCCUGAUAAAGACGCAGAACCCUGACGUGGCCAUGCUUAGUAUGGGAAGCAAUCUUCAAUCGCUCGGGAUGAAGCUAGAUGCGUCCGAUUCAUUAUCCGCCUCGUUUGUCACGCCGUGGUCUCACGACCCUGCUGCUGCGUCCUCACAAGUGGAACCAGCGUACCAACUGCCAGCUUGCUAUAAUGUCCAACCGCCACCAGCUCAAACCAAGGUCGCUAGCUUUAGUGACGAGUCGCUGUUUUUCAUUUUCUACUCGACACCUCGGGAUGCGCUACAGGAAGUAGCCGCUGCAGAGCUAUAUGCGCGGAACUGGCGAUACCACAAAGGCCUGCAUCUAUGGCUGACCAAAGAUCCAAAUAUGGAACCUUUGCAAAAAACACCGACAUACGAGCGUGGUACCUAUGUAUUCUUUGAUCCUGGAUCAUGGGACAAGGUCUCGAAAAACUUUGUGCUAAUGUAUGAAAUGCUGGAGGAAAAGCCGACCUCUCAAAACAUACUCACAGCGGCUUCUGUCCAUGGCACAGCUGCUGCGAGGUCAGCGCCAACACCCACACCUACCACGGUAGCCGUAGCCGCAGCUCACGCGGCUGUGGCUCCGCAUGGCACGCAAGCCGUUGCGCCCACGCAUGGGUCGCCGAUGCCAUCCUCCAACCAGGCAUCACCGCAGCCAUCUUUCUCGUAG